Messenger RNA from Oryctolagus cuniculus (rabbit), 1426 nucleotides. RefSeq names its product enoyl-CoA hydratase domain containing 2 (gene ECHDC2). Gene Ontology annotation, biological process: fatty acid beta-oxidation. The record is from RefSeq and is a predicted model, not a curated record. Gene Ontology annotation, cellular component: mitochondrion. Gene Ontology annotation, molecular function: catalytic activity. NCBI's taxonomy places the organism in Eukaryota, Metazoa, Chordata, Mammalia, Lagomorpha, Leporidae.
AGAUUAUCCCUGGUUUACGGAUCACGUCGCAGAGGCGCGGACGCUUGGCAGCCUCGACUCAGACCUCACAGCGAAGCGGCGCUUUCCCCCAACCCAGUCCCCGCGCACAGCUACUUCGGCUCGUAGGUGGAGCGAUCUGCGCAGGCCUCACUCGUCGCCGGAACCGCGAGCCCGCGGCUCCGCGCCAGCUUCCCAACCUGCGUCGCGAUGCUGCGUGCCCUGCCCCGCGCCCUGCGCGCUGCGCGCCCCUGGGGGUCCCUUCUGGCUCGCGGAUGCGCCUCCGGCGAUGCGGGCCCAGCCCCCGAGAUCCAAGUGCGCGCCCUGGAGGGCCCAGACGAAGGCAUCACCGAGAUUCUGAUGAACAGACCUCGUGCCCGCAACGCCCUGGGGAACGUCCUGGUUAGUGAGCUGCUGCAAGCUCUGGCCCGGCUGCGGGAGGACCAGCGAGUGCGUGUCCUGCUUUUCAGAAGUGGAGUGAAGGGCGUCUUCUGUGCAGGUGCAGACCUGAAGGAGCGGGAGCAGAUGAGCAACGCCGAGGUGGGGAUCUUCGUGCAGCGACUGCGAGGGCUAAUGGAUGAGAUCGCGGCCUUCCCGGCGCCCACCAUUGCAGCUAUGGACGGCUUUGCCUUGGGCGGAGGCCUGGAGCUUGCCCUGGCCUGUGACCUGCGAGUGGCAGCUUCCACGGCCGUCAUGGGGCUGAUCGAGACUACCCGAGGGCUGCUCCCAGGGGCAGGAGGAACUCAGAGGCUGCCGCGCUGCCUGGGUGUGGCCCUGGCCAAGGAGCUUAUCUUCACUGGCCGGCGGCUAAGCGGGGUCCAGGCCCACACGCUCGGGCUGGUAAAUCACGCCGUGGCCCAGAACGAGGAGGGCGACGCCGCCUACCAGCGAGCCCGGACACUGGCCCAGGAGAUCCUGCCCCAGGCCCCCAUCGCUGUGCGGCUGGGCAAAGUUGCCAUUGACCGAGGAAUAGAGGUGGACAUCGCAUCAGGGAUGGCCAUUGAAGGGAUCUGCUAUGCCCAGAAUAUUCCAACGCAGGACCGGCUGGAGGGCAUGGCAGCCUUCAGGGAGAAGCGGCCCCCCAGGUUUAUUGGCAAGUGACCCUGAAGCACUGGCAUGGUGAUGUGUGCCUUCCGGAGCAGGGCCCAGCGGAAAGCUUGCAAUCGGACUGCUGCCUCAUCGCGAGGACAGCAAUGGACAGAAAAGACUGACACCAAGGUGCUGACCACAUCACUUCACUGCUGCCUUCCUUACUGGACAAUCACUGGGUUGGGGUGUGCUUUGGAAACCAGCCAGCCCCCUCCUCAGAUGAUGGACCAAGAAUUAACCCGGGUCCCUGCGUGGCUUUGCAUCGUUGGCUCUCAGGUGCCUCGCAGUUGUCAGGGGCUCUGGACAACAGAGAUCAUAAAUAAAUCAUGGUGUUGGUCUA